AAAUAUCAAGUUCAACUUGACGUUGGCGCAAAUUCCAAAUUCUACAAAGUGGAGAGGAUCACAAGACGUGUAGAGUUAAGCGAAUGAAUACUGUAGAAGAUUUGGAUGUAAAUCCCAAGAUCAAGACAUCUAUGAGGAAAGUUGGACUGACAUCAUAUGGACAAAUUCUGACUCUUUCUUCACAAGACAUAGAGAGACUGGCUAAACUGAGCCAGGGGGAAGUGACAGGACUGAAAACUGCUAUAGCACAGCAAGUAUUGACUCACCCUCUGUUGACAGCUCUUGACCUACAAAGAGGUACAAAAAAUUGUCUACAGAAUCUGAUAAUUGGUAAACUUUCUACAGGAUGCAAGCAAAUUGAUGAUGCAUUAAGAGGAGGUAUAUUAUCCCAAGGUAUCACUGAGAUAUCUGGGGAGAGUGCCAGUGGGAAGACCCAGUUCUGUCUCCAGCUGUGUCUAACCGUACAGCUUCCUCCAGAGGAAGGGGGUCUGGCAGCAGGAGCUGCAUACAUCUGUACAGAGGAUGCAUUUCCCAGUAAACGACUGAGCCAGAUGAUCAGCUAUUUCAGGCAGCGGUCAGAGAAACGCAAACAGAUUCCUUUCGGAGACAAUAUCUUCAUUGAGCACGUAGCUGACCUGGACAGUUUGAACUCGUGCAUACAUCAGAAGCUGCCCCACCUGCUGUCCAGUGGUAGUGUUAAACUAGUGAUUGUGGAUUCCGUGGCUGCAGUGUUUCGGUGUGACUACGAGCUAAAGGACAUGUACAAACGUUCAAAACACAUGGCUUCUUUGGCUGCCAGUCUACAUCGAAUCAGCUCCAAAUACUGUCUACCCAUUGUGUGUGUUAAUCAGGUGACAGAUUCCAUGCAGAGUAUAGGCAAGAAAAAUAUCCCGGCCCUUGGACUGGCCUGGUCCAAUCAGAUCACCUGUCGACUCAGUCUAUCCCGGACUAAUCGGGAAGUGGACCUUCCCCGGAUCAUCCUCAAAGGAUCAGUAAUUGGGGGAUUCCCCACCUCUAUCCGGACCUUGGAAGUAGUGUUUGCUCCGAAUCUCCCCAACCUUUCACUGAUGUAUGUAAUUGAUCAGGAGGGGAUCAAGGCCUUAACAUAGCAACAACAUGUUAUAUAUAUAUAUAUUGAUGUAAUGUAUAUAAUGUUUAUGAAUUUGUUCCUUUGUAUGUUUCUUGGUUUCAUGUUUUCAGUCACAUAAAAGAACAAAAAAAGA
Magallana angulata is the source of this 1223-nucleotide messenger RNA. RefSeq names its product DNA repair protein XRCC3-like. Lineage: Eukaryota; Metazoa; Mollusca; Bivalvia; Ostreida; Ostreidae. The coding region runs from base 84 to 1109 and encodes 341 amino acids. Gene Ontology annotation, cellular component: replication fork; Rad51C-XRCC3 complex. Gene Ontology annotation, molecular function: ATP-dependent DNA damage sensor activity; four-way junction DNA binding; ATP binding. The record is from RefSeq and is a predicted model, not a curated record. The transcript has 7 exons. Gene Ontology annotation, biological process: telomere maintenance via recombination; t-circle formation; resolution of mitotic recombination intermediates.